AUGAACUUCGAAGUACCCCAAGAAUUGAAAGACUACCYCGCGAAGUUGGACGACUUCAUAGAACGCGAGAUCACUCCAUUACAGAAUGAGAACGACAACCAGCGCUUCUUCGAUCACCGCCGAGAGCAUGCUCGUACAGACUGGGAUCGGGGCGGCCUUCCUCGCGAGGAAUGGGAACAGCUCCUGAAGGAGGCGACGCGACGAGCAGACAAGGCUGGCUUCUACCGCUUCAGCUUGCCCAAGAAAUAUGGAGGCCAGAAUGAGGAGACUGGCCGUGGUAGCAACCUAUGGAUGGCCGUGAUUCGAGAGCAUCUCGCAGCAAAGGGGUUGGGUCUGUUCAAUGACCUGCAGAACGAACACUCUGUCUGUGGCAACUUCCCGGACGUGAUUAUGGUACAGCACUUUGGCAACGAACAGCAAAAGAAGGAGCUGAUCGAAGGGAGAUUACGGGGCGAGGUACGGAUCACCUUUGGCUUGACGGAACCAGGACACGGCAGCGAUGCCACCCACAUGGACACCCGGGGAGAAAAGCAAGCAGAUGGGAGCUACAUCAUCAACGGAGGAAAGAUGUGGCAGACGGGGAUACACAAGGCAACAAACUGCUUCAUCUUCGCCCGUACGAGCGGCAAGAACGGUGACGCGAAGGGCAUUUCUUGCUUCAAUGUGCCACGACACACUCCCGGCCUCGAAGUUGAAUCUUACGAGUGGACGCUCAACAUGCCCACGGAUCAUGCGACAAUCUCUCUGACAAAUGUCAAGGUUCCCGCGUCUUCCAUUAUAGGUCCCGAGGGCGAGGGCCUUCAAGUGGCACAGGCCUUUGUACACGAGAACAGAAUCAGGCAGGCAGCAUCUUCCCUCGGUGCUGCUGUGUACUGUGUCCAACAAUCCGUAGCAUAUGCCCGCAAGAGACAGCCUUUCGGGAAGCCAUUGUCCUCGAACCAGGCGAUUCAAUUCCCUCUAGUAGAACUUGCCACCCAGUGUGAGAUGCUCAGGCUGUUGAUUCGAAAGACGGCUGUGGACAUGGACACCAUGCCUCAUCGUGAAGUCGAGCAGAAGGUUAGCGACAAGGUCAGCAUGUGCAAUUACUGGGCGAAUAGGCUAUGCACACAAGCUGCCGAUCAGGCUAUCCAGACAUUCGGGGGUUGGGGAUAUAGCCGACACUACCCAUUCGAGCAUAUCUGGAGGCACCACCGUCGAUACAGGAUCACGGAAGGUUCAGAGGAAAUCCAGAUGCGGAAGGUGGCAGGAUAUCUAUUCGGGUUCAUGGGACCGAACAAGGCCAAGCUCUGA
This is a messenger RNA of Ramularia collo-cygni, 1290 nucleotides long. RefSeq lists its product as uncharacterized. The coding region runs from base 1 to 1290 and encodes 429 amino acids. The transcript has 2 exons. Gene Ontology annotation, molecular function: flavin adenine dinucleotide binding; oxidoreductase activity, acting on the CH-CH group of donors. NCBI's taxonomy places the organism in Eukaryota, Fungi, Ascomycota, Dothideomycetes, Mycosphaerellales, Mycosphaerellaceae. The record is from RefSeq and is a predicted model, not a curated record.